Molecule: messenger RNA, 2163 nt
Organism: Cladocopium goreaui
Lineage: Eukaryota; Dinophyceae; Suessiales; Symbiodiniaceae
Source: the annotation of a GenBank genome assembly
AUGUCAGAUGAUGGCAGGACAGACAAGGGCAAGGUGCUUCCUGCCACGGGCAAGUCUGUAGUCGCAUCUCCAAGGCCGUCGCUGGAACCUGAGUCCGAUCUCUACGAGAAACAGCGCGAAGAGGCGGAGGCACGAUUCUACGACUCUCCCUUGGAAGCGCAGCGGAUCGCUUUGGCUCGUCACAAGUUCCCACGGAAGGACACUGGGCCUGUGGCCGAGGACGACGAGCAACCAGUGCGUCGGCGCAUCGCGGGCUUCCGCCUGGGCUUCGAGAAGAUCUUCAAGACCACGUCUAUUCGCUUGCCCUGCUCAGCUUACACCGUCUAUGCAGAGAUGCGUUCAUCGCAUACCAACGAGGUGUUCUGCCGCUGUUUCAAUGGGCUCCACACCAUCUACGACUUGAAGAAAUGGAUCUAUGAGAAGCUGUUGUUGCCCAUGAAUGCCUAUGAGCUCUCCUAUGCUGAAAGUGGCAAGGUGCAGCUCACUGACAACAUGCGGCUACUGACCACCCAGGAUUCCUUGGAUGCUCGUUCCAUGGCAACCAUGAGAACGGUCCAUGACAUGUCUGGGAACAUUCCUGGGGUCCACUCCAUCGGCGACAUUGGCGUCACGCGGCUCUAUGUGAGGUUGAAGUGUCGUACCUGCGGGGAUCUUCUCAAUAGUUUUUCGACGUGCCGCAAGAAGAAACAAAUGGGCCACAUAGAACCUGCCAUGAACGGCCGAAAGCCAUCGGAGUUUUCCAGACCUUCCUCGUCCGGCUCGCCGCAGAACAUCCAGUUGCGAGGCCGGGCUGGAGGUCGGCCACACAUUUCAGGGCCGCCCAAACCUGAUGCGGAAGGUAUCGACGCAUGCUUGAUUGGUUGGAAGACAUGUUUUCCUGGGCAGUUACAACAGAUCAAUCCAUCAGUGCGCACCGCCAUCAUUUUGGCCAUCCUGACCUACUUGGGGCCUGAUGUCAUCCAGGACCGGAAGGCCUUGACCUCCGAACAGCUUCCCGAGCGGCUGGGCACCGGUGCUGUUGUCAAGGAGCUGAAACUGGAGGGCGACCGGCUGCACUUCGAGCUGGACUCUGGCAGCGGGCCGAGCAGUGGCUGGGUUAGUACCAGGUUGAAGGACAAGGAGCUGCUGGUGGUGCUGGAUGGUGAGAAACCCGCUGGGAAGGAGGAUGUCCUGAAGAAGAAAUCUUGGGACGUGAAGUUUUUGUUCAGCGGCUGCGGCGCCAACCUCCGAGCGCUGGACGGUGGCACCGAGGGCGCCAGUCGCGAGCAGCUCUUUGAGUUUUUGAUGAAGCAGCAUGUGAGUCCUGAACUGCGGCGAGACUUUUGGGAAGAGAUUCCAGAUCACAUGUAUGACACUUCCAAGACCGAUGAGACCGACUGCAUCACCUUUUUCCAGACGGUGGGACAUCUCUGUCCCGCCGAUAGCAAACGCUUGUCUUCCCCCGGCGGCGUGCGGCAGUACCUGGCAUCCAAGGAGUUGCCAUUGCGAGGCAUCGUGGUGGAACCUGAUAGCAUCAAGGAGGUGAAGUUGCUGGUCGUACUAUGCCAUGGGAUCGAGGUCUUGGGCCACGAUUUGUACAGCGUGGCGCAUCAGCUGUGCCUCCGGGCGCCCUCACCGUCGCGACGGGUGCUGCUGCUGGAAGCGCCCCACGAAAGUGCUCAACCACGGGAGGAGGAAGAAGAAGUGAAGGCUGCAGGUAUGCCCAUCGACGAAUCCAAUACUGACCUCCCAGAAUGGCGGAAGCCUCUGCGGGAAUGGUGGAGUAGGAACGCAAAGGAAAAAGAGGCGGAAAAAUGUUUAUCCGAAGCAGCCGAAGCGGUGGCCAAGUGCUGUAACGCCGGAGAUACCAAAGUGGUCUUGGGCGGAUUUUCCCAAGGCGCCGCGGUGGCGCUGGCAGCGGCGCCCAGGGUGAAGAACUUGGCGGGGCUCGUGCUGAUGAGUCCACCAGGUUUUGCGGCACACUUGGCGUCCAAAGUUGCACCCACCAUUCCAGCCCUGGUGGCGGCGGGAAGUAAAGAUCCAAUCGCACCCAGGGAUCAAGUGGAAGGAGUUCACAAGGCUCUCGGCGCUGCCGAUCCCUUGUUGGUCUUUGAGGGCGGUCACGAGGUGACCAUGACUGUGCUGGACGCUGCCAAAGCCUUCUUGGCCAAAGUGGGCCAAUGA